Eutrema salsugineum is the source of this 1227-nucleotide messenger RNA. RefSeq lists its product as uncharacterized. The record is from RefSeq and is a predicted model, not a curated record. Bases 1 to 1227 code for a protein of 408 amino acids. The transcript is spliced from 2 exons. NCBI's taxonomy places the organism in Eukaryota, Viridiplantae, Streptophyta, Magnoliopsida, Brassicales, Brassicaceae.
AUGAUGGCUAGGAUGGAGGAGAUAAACCAGCAGACGAGCACCCGACUAGACGAGCUGGCUGCAGCACAAAAUUCGUGCCAAGAUCAAGUGAACGGUCUACAUUCAUAUGAAACACAAGCCCUAGAGCGACCGACGCCAGCUGUGCAACGUCUGCAACGGGCUCUGUUCGGAGAUUCACCGCCUCCACCGACCCAUCCUCAGCAUACCUCGAAUGGCAAAGAGGUAGAAACAAGGCUUCCUGAGCGAGAGACGGAGCCACAACGAGGCAAUGGUCGACCGCCGAUCAACGAGCUAGCCGAAAUGAAAGCUAGGUUGCAAGCCAUGACCUCGCUGGUUCAUCAGGCGACCAGCUCAGCGCCGGAAAUCGACCGAGUACUGGAGGAGAGUCAAAGCACCCCAUUCACCACUCGAAUCACCGAUAUCCCGAUACGCAGGAACUCCGACCCCAGCCAAUUCAUGACCGCAUUCAGCAUUCAGAUGGGUCGAGCUCGUUUUGCAUCCGAAGAAAAAGACGCCGGUUUCUGUCAGCUAUUCGUCGAGAACCUCAGCGGCCCAGCCCUCGUUUGGUUCUCCAAGCUCAAGGCUAACUCGAUCGAUAAUUACAAGGCACUCUCAACAGCGUUCCUCAGACAAUACAUGAUGUACAUCCAAGGAGCGGUAUCUAGCACUGAUCUCUAUCAGAUUAAGCAAGGCGAGAAAGAGCCUUUGCGAGCUUACAUUGGCAGGUUCAACGCCAUCGUCUCGCGAGUGACCACGACAGACGAGGCCUCGAUCCCAGCCCUUACGAAUUCCCUCCGUAUCGACUCCAAGUUCCGAGAUAGCCUCAAGUUCGCCAAACCACAUACUCUAGAAGACGCUCUCCACCGAGCCACCCUUUACAUCGAAGACGAGGAAGAAAAGGAAAUGGCAAUGCCAACCAAACCCUUGCAGCGACCCCAACCCACCAAGGAGGUUGCCAGAUCCGAUCACCAGGAGCCAAGACAGCACAUCGAUAACAAUUACAAAGGCGAUAACCGGCUAGGAACAGCGUAUAACAUCAACGCGCAUCUCAAAAUCGACCGCAGCAACAAUCAAACACAUGGCAGCGCGGCGAUCGCACGGAGACAAGACCGUUCUGCGAUUAUCACAACAAAUACGGACAUCCAACCGCGAUGUGCCGCGAGUUGCAAGCAUACCUCCUCUCCAAGUAUCACAAGGGAGAUAUCGCUGGAACCAGCCAACCGGUAA